CUCGUCGCUUCGUGCGCAGCUCCAUUCAAGCAUUCAAGCCUCGCCUCAAUAGCCGAUUCGCCAGGGAACAACAAUAGGAAUCCCUCCUUUAUUCAUUGCCAUCCUUCUAUACGCAACAGCAACUCGCAAUGCGAUGCUAGUGACUGGAUCUCGACCGGCUCGCACUCCGUCUCGACAUCCAAAAUCCGAAUGCUGAGUCGGUCAAACGCGUUGCGCCAACGGCAAGUCUGAUCUGCUGCGUGCCGCGCCCUCGGCGACGGAGAAUAGAGCGACCAGAGCAACAACGCCUUCUUCUUUGCCGCAUCGCCCGUUUGCAACGGCUCAACAUCUGGACGCUUGCCCUCGCCCCCGUUCGGCCUCACGCCAGUCGCGUCAGCACCGCCCACCAUGGCUUCGGCUCUUGUGAGCAGCCAGGCCAACGGCGCCUUGGAUGGGCUCGCCGAUGGCGCUCCCAAGAGCAAGCGCUUCUCCGAUAUCCCGUCCACGAUUGAUAUUCCCAUGCAAGACGAGAUCGAGGUGGAAAUCGACCUCCAAGUGCUUCCCGACGACCCCACCGAGCUCUGCGCCGUCUUCGAGAACGAGCAUUCACCGCGGAUAUACUGGAUGACGGUCGCCCUGGCCUACGCGAAGCAAAACAAAGUCGACUUUGCCAUCGAGAUGCUCACCCGCGGCGCUAAUGUCCUCCAGGCCAACCAGCGCGAGAAGCUCAGCAUCAUCACCUGCCUCUGCUGGCUAUACCUGUGGAAGAGCAGGGAGGCGCCCCGGGUGGCCCCCGAGGGCUCGCUGGCCUCAGAGGCCAAAACAAAAGAGUACUACCUGCAGCUGGCGACCCAGAGUCUGAACGACGCGUCGCGGAUCAACCCGGCCUUUCCCCCGCUCUUUUUGGCGCGUGGUGUCCUGAUCCUCCUGAGAGCCUCUCUCCAGCCGCCUUCCAAGGCGCCGGGAGCCGUCGACUCGCACAAGGCAGAACAGCUGCGCAACGCUCUGAAGUCGUUUGAGGAAGCGAUCCGUGUCUCUCAGGGGAGGAACAUGCUGGCCGUCAUGGGCAAGGCGCGGGUGCUCUCCUCGCUCGGCAGGUAUCCUGAGGCGCUGGCUGCCUACCAAGACGUGCUAGCCAAGAUGCCCGACAUGGUUGACCCAGACCCGCGCAUCGGCAUCGGCUGCUGCUUCUGGCAGCUGGGCUUCAAGGACGAUGCCAAGGCCGCCUGGGAGCGCUGUCUCGAGAUCAACCCCGAGUCCAAGUACGCAAACAUCCUGCUCGGCCUCUACUACCUCGACGCCAGUGGCCACGUGCCAACCCACAGCCCCGAGUUCAUCCGGCUGUACAAAAAGGCCAUGACCGAGUACACUCAGAAGUCCUUCAAGCUCGACAAGAACCUCCCGCUCACCUGUGCCACCUUCGCAGGCUACUUCCUUUCCCGGAAGCAGUUUCCAAACGUCGAGGCGCUUGCCCACAAGGCCAUCCAAAACACCGAUGUCAACGCUAUUGCCAGCGACGGCUGGUACCUGCUUGCCCGCAAGGAGCACUACGACGGCAACCUGGAGCGUGCGAGCGACUACUACCGUCGCGCCGAUGACGCCAGGGGUGGUACUGAGCGGGGCUUCUUACCGGCGAAGUUUGGCAUGGCGCAGCUCUCGGUGCUCAAGAACGAUCUCGGCGAGGCGAAGCUCCGUCUGGAGAAGAUGAUCCAGCAAUCCAAGAACUACGAGGCCAUGGUCUUGCUCGGCACGCUGUAUGCCGAGGAGGUGUUCGCUAACCAGUCCGCAGCGGUCAAGGAGGACAAGUCUGCAGAGGCAAAGAAGGCUAUUGGCCUCUUGGAGGGCGCGCGUUCCGCAUGGAAAGACCCCAAGAAGAACCUUGCGCCGGACACGGCCGUGCUGCUCAAUCUCGCACGUCUCUACGAGCAAGACAGCCCCGAUAAGGCGCUGCAGUGUCUCCAGCAGGUCGAGCAGCUGGAGAUCGAACAGAUUCCCCAAUCAGAGUACCCUGCGGACCGCGAGGACGAGGCGGCCACCCGCGCUGCCAUCCGCAAGCUGUUGCCACCCCAACUCCUCAACAACAUCGGCUGCUUCUACUCUCAAGAUGGGAAGCACCAACUUGCUACAGAAUUCUUCCAGGCUGCCCUUGAUUCUUGCGCUCGCAUUAGUCAGACUGAAAGCGAGCUGGACACCGAUGCGCUUCUGACGACCAUCUCAUUCAACCUCGGCCGCAGCUACGAGUCCGAGGGCGAGGUCGACAAGGCGGUCGAGACGUACGAGCGCCUGCUGAGCCGCCACAGCGACUACACGGACGCGCGGACGAGGCUUGCCUACAUCAAUCUGAGGAGGAAUCCGAACAAGGAGGGCCCGGACGGGGUAGCCAAGCUCUACCAGGAGAAUUCGGCCGACCUGGAGGUCCGCGCCCUGUACGGCUGGUUCCUGGGCAAGGUCAACUCCAAGAAGCGGCCGGCAAAUCUCGCCGAGGACCCUGAGCAGCGGCACUACAAGCACACUCUGCAAAACUACGACAAGCACGACCGCUAUGCGCUUGUGGGGAUGGGCAACCUGCACCUGAUGUCGGCGCGCGAAAUGCGCCGCGAGACGGAGCAGGACAAGCAAAAGCGGAGUGCUGCGUACAACCGAGCUGUCGAGUUCUUCGACAAGGCGCUGCAGCUCGACCCGAAGAACGCGUACGCUGCGCAGGGAAUCGCCAUCGCGCUCGUGGAGGACAAGAAGGACUACAAGAGCGCCCUGCAGAUUUUCCUCAAGGUGCGCGAGACCAUCCAGGACGCGCACGUCUACGUCAACAUGGGCCACAUCUACGCGGAGCUGGGUCAGUUCACCAAGGCGAUCGAGAGCUACGAGAUUGCGCUCUCCAAGGAGGGCAAGGCCAACGACCCGGGCAUCCUGUCGUGCCUCGGCCGGACCUGGCUCAACAAGGGCCGGACGGAGCGCAACCUGGACGCCUACAAGAUGGCGUUGGAAUAUGCCAAGAAGGCUCUCUCCGUCGCGCCGGAGCAGCUCCACCUCAAGUUCAACGUCGCCUUUGUCCAGAUCCAGCUCGCUCUCACCCUGCACUCGAUGCGCGACAGCGAGCGCACAUCGUUCCAGCUCGAGGAGGCCGCCGAAGGUCUCGAAUCCGCCAUCAAAGCGCUCGACGAAAUUGCCGCCUCCCCGUCGCCGCCCUACCCGAAACACGACAUCGAGCAGCGCGCCAACAUGGCGCGCAACACGCAGCGCAAGCAGCUGGAGCGCGCGCUGGCGAGCCAGCGGGAGUACGAGGCCAAGAACAAGGAGAAGCUCGCGGCGGCGCUCGAGCAGCGGCAGGCGGAGCUGCGGCGGCGCGAGGAGGAGCGGCGCAAGGCCGAGGAGGCGGAGCGCGAGCGCCAGGCCAAGAUACGCCGCGAGCGCGAGGAGAUCGCCGCGCGCGACCGCGCCCUGGCCGAGCAGCGCGCCGAGGAGGAGCGCGCCCGCCUCGCCGCCGAGAUGACCACCGACAGCGAGACGGGCGAGAAGGUCAAGCGCAAGAAGAAGGCCGCGCGCGCCAGGGAGCGCGACUCGCGCUCGGGCGAGCCGUCGGCGGGGCGCGGCGCCAGGGGCGGCCGCCGCAGGAAGAAGGCGGGCGCCGCGGCGGACACGGACGGCGAGGACUCGGCCGCCGGAGGCGGCGGCGAGAAGCGCCGGCCGCGGAAGAGGCAGCGCCUGGCGAGCAGGAAGGAGUCGGCCAAGUACAAGUCGGCCGAGAUCGUCGUGGACAGUGACGAGGAGGACGACGACGCCGAGGCCCGCGGCGAGGAGGAUCCGCUCGAGAAGGCCGAGCGCGCGCUGGAGCGGUCGCGGCGGGAGUCGGGGACUCGCAGCCUCAGCCGCACACCGGCGUCGGCGUCGGAGGGAGAAGGGGAGGACGAAGGCGAGGGGAAGCGAAGACGGCGCCGUCUGCGGCGCAGGAGAGGGUCCUCUGGUUCUGGCGAGGCGGAGGCUGAACAGAUGGAUGUCGAUGAAGAUGGAGGCAGUCGCGAUCGCGGCGGUCAGGAUGAGCCGGAUGACGAGGAAGAUGAAGAGGAGACGGUCGCGCGGCGGUCGCAGGUCAAGAGGUCGCGUCGCGGGCGGGUCCUUGAUGACAGUGAUGAGGAGGAGGAGCAGGAGGAGGAGGGUGCGGCGGCCCAUGCGGAUGCGCCGACUCCUGGCGCGGCGAGCGGUGGCGAGGAGGCUGAGCGGGCUGAUACCAGCAUGGCUGAUGCUGACGAUGAGUGAGGGGCGGCGGUGGGAAUUGCAGGAUGCGAAUGGGGAGGGGUUGGCGAGAUUGAAACCAUGUAUUACGGAUCUGGGAAUUGGUGUCU
This is a messenger RNA of Thermothielavioides terrestris NRRL 8126, 4319 nucleotides long. RefSeq lists its product as uncharacterized. The transcript is spliced from 2 exons. Gene Ontology annotation, biological process: regulation of DNA-templated transcription. Lineage: Eukaryota; Fungi; Ascomycota; Sordariomycetes; Sordariales; Chaetomiaceae. Gene Ontology annotation, molecular function: RNA polymerase II complex binding. The record is from RefSeq and is a predicted model, not a curated record. Gene Ontology annotation, cellular component: Cdc73/Paf1 complex. Bases 388 to 4233 code for a protein of 1281 amino acids.